UUGCCCAGCAUUUCAAAGGUCACCCUUGCACCUGUUCUAAGCCAAAAAAUUUUUCAGAACGAUUCGUUUGUCGACAAGCUUACUGGGACACUAACGCGAAAAAAGAAGCCGGGACACGAAAAUCCCGAGGUUACCGAAGAAGAUGAAGCUCAAGAGAUCGAAAUCGAAGGACGUGAAUCCAUUGACGCUUGCUUGGUACCUGCAUUGGCAAAGAAUCUUACGCUUGAUGAAGGAGAAAUGAAACGAUACCUCACUAAAGAGUCUAGUGAGGACCCCAAGUUUCGUGAGUUGAUAUCUCUACUGAUCUAUUGGAUCAAUGAUGAACUGGCUGAUUUGAGAAUUGUGGUACGAAAUCUACAAGAAGAUCUGUAUGACGGUCAGGUUCUUCAGAUGCUUAUGGAGAAGUUGGCUGGCAUUCGGAUUGAAGUACCAGAAGUGACCCAGUCAGAAGAAGGUCAAAAGAGGAAAUUAGAUUUGGUCGUGCAAACCGUGAAUCGCAUCGAUAUCGUUGCGAUCAUACAAAUACUUAUUGCUAUGGUGCUACACUUCAGAGCUCCAAUUCGUCUACCUGAGUACGUCUCAGUCAAGAUGUUGGUGGCGUCGAAGCAUCAAGGACAUGCCCGUUCGGAAUUUAUCACUGAGCAGCUCACCACUACACAGGGUGAACUUGGUCUCAAGGGUGAGAGAGACGCUUUUGACACGUUGUUUGACUACGGACCAGACAAACUGGCUCAUGUGAAAACGUCGCUGUUGGCGUUCUGCAAUAAACAUCUCAACAAGAUCAAUCUCGAGGUACACAGAUAUGCGAAUAACCUUUUUCUAGUCGCUUUGUCUUUAAUUGAGAACAACCUCCAGACACCAACUUUGCUCGACCUCAAAGCGAUUCUGAUUAUAGCAUAUAAGCAUUUUUACAGUCAGCGAAAAUGA
This is a messenger RNA of Haemonchus placei, 927 nucleotides long. The record is from the annotation of a GenBank genome assembly. NCBI's taxonomy places the organism in Eukaryota, Metazoa, Nematoda, Chromadorea, Rhabditida, Trichostrongylidae.